GGCAGCCUAUCAGAGCUGUAGAGCGUGCGGUGGCCGGCUCCGCAGUCAGAGGCUGAGGGAGGCUGUUCCUUCGGUCGUAGACUCGGAGUGACUGGGAUAUCGCGGCACGAGACAGAUUGGGGAGGGAAGGGGAAGGGCGGGGCCCUGGUGGGAGUCACCCGCCAGCUCUGUCCUUCCCGGAGAGAGAGAGAGAGAGACUCGUCGUCUGCGCAGUGCCUAUUGAGUGUUUUGAAGAUCCAGAAUUCACGAGACACCAAACUGCAAGCUUGGGCACCUAGAGAUGUCUGGAUCAUAUGAUGAUUCUGUUGGAGUAGAGGUUUCUAGUGAUAGCUUCUGGGAGGUUGGUAACUAUAAGCGGACAGUGAAACGCAUUGAUGAUGGUUAUAGGCUUUGCAAUGAUCUUAUGAGUUGCAUUCAUGAGCGUGCAAGGAUAGAGAAAGCCUAUGCUCAGCAGCUAACGGAAUGGGCGAAGAAGUGGAGGCAACUUGUAGAAAAAGGGCCACAGUAUGGGACUGUUGAAAAGGCUUGGCAUGCAUUUAUGUCUGAAGCUGAGAGAGUGAGUGAAUUACAUCUAGAUGUAAAAGGUUCCCUAAUGAAUGAGGACUUUGAAAAGGUAAAGAACUGGCAGAAGGAAGCCUUUCACAAGCAAAUGAUGGGUGGAUUUAAAGAAACUAAAGAAGCUGAAGAUGGAUUUAGGAAAGCUCAGAAACCAUGGGCCAAAAGGCUAAAAGAGGUGGAAGCUUCUAAGAAAGCAUAUCAUGCAGCCUGCAAGGAAGAAAAACUUGCAGUAUCACGAGAGGCCAACAGUAAAGCUGACCCAGCCCUAAAUCCAGAGCAGCUAAAGAAACUGCAGGACAAAGUGGAUAAAAGUAAACAGGAUGUACUUAAGACAAAAGAAAAGUAUGAAAAAUCACUCAAAGAGCUGGACAAUGCUACGCCUCAGUAUAUGGAAAAUAUGGAGCAGGUUUUCGAACAGUGUCAGCAGUUUGAGGAAAAACGCCUGCAAUUCUUCCGAGAAGUGUUGCUGGAAGUUCAGAAGCAUCUUGAUUUGUCUACUGUUUCAAACUACAAAAAUAUUUAUCGUGACUUGGAGCAAAACAUCAAAGUAGCAGAUGCUGUUGAAGAUCUAAGGUGGUUUCGAGCUAAUCAUGGCCCAGGCAUGUCGAUGAACUGGCCUCAGUUUGAGGAGUGGUCAGCUGACCUGAACCGCACUCUUAGCAGAAGAGAAAAGAAAAAGGCUGCAGAUGGAGUUACUCUAACGGGUAUUAACCAGACAGGAGAUCAGGGUUUGCAGCAUAAAAAAAACAGCAGCAACCUUAGUGUCCCGAGUAACACAGUGCAGUCAGUACAGUCAAGUUACAAUCCCUUUGAAGAUGAAGAGGAUACUGGAAGUACUGUCAGUGAAAAGGAGGACAAUAAAAUCAAGAAUGUUAGCAACUAUGAGAAAAACCAAAGUGAUGCCACAGAGUGGUCUGAUGAAGAGACCAGCAAUCCCUUUUCUUCCAAUGAUGCCCAUGGAGAAAUCAAUCCAUUUGAUGAGGAUGCCUCCCCUACAGUGGAGGUGAGAGUACGAGCAUUGUAUGAUUAUGAGGGUCAAGAGCAUGAUGAACUCAGCUUUAAGUCUGGGGAAGAACUAACUAAAAUAGAAGAUGAAGAUGAACAAGGCUGGUGCAAAGGCCGUCUGGACAAUGGACAAGUUGGUUUAUACCCAGCAAAUUAUGUUGAAACAAUCCAGUGACAAAUGAUUCUAGAAGUGCUGUAGUAACUGUCAGCCUGUACAGUACUUGUGGCUACAGUGAAGGGAACUGAAAUGUGUAUAUGUUUUUUUAAUGCAACUGAAUAAUGAUACCUUGUCCCUUAGAAAUCAUCUAAUGAUACAAAUGAUGGAAUUGGGGGAAAGUUUUGUAGCUUAUACACAGAACAAAACAAGCAGGACAGAGUCAAAAAAGUAGUACAAAAAGAAAUGACCUUUUUAUCACCUAUUGCCAAUGUAUUAUUUUGUUGUGAGUUUUGUAUACUUUUUCAGAAUUUAAAUUAAUGCCUUGAUCUCAGUAUUCUGGAAGGCAAUUUAUGAUGACUCUGGUUAAAUCAGUUGUUUUAAAUAGCCUUCAGUAAUUUGCAACGUGGUUGUUGUUUUUUUAAAAAAAUGCAGUUACUUUUGUAUCUCUUAUUACAAUAUUUGAAAGAUGCAAUUUUUUAAAAAAUUUAAAAGCUAUGCAGUCUGCCAUCUUUUUCAUGUCAGGCUUAAUCAGUACGACUAUUUAAAUUAUGGCUCAGAUGUAUUCACAUUGUACUGUUAAUCUUUCCAUGCUGUCAGCAUGGCUUUCUGAUGUAAGAUACCAUAAGUGUCUGUUAAAGAAGAUUGUAGCAGAAUUGCCUACAAAUAGUAGUUUGAGUUUCACUCGUGGAUGCUAUUGAUUCAUUUGGUCACCUAAAAUAUUAAUUUCUUGAAUGACUCUGGGAUUUUUAAAAAUAGACUAUUUAAAUGUAUUUCCUCAUUCUUGCUGAGAAAUUUACAUUUCGCAAGUUGUUAAUGAUUUUGUGUGAUUUGGAAAGUUAAACAUAUAUGAAGAUUAUUUUUUCAAGCAAGCGAGACUGUAAAAUAGAUGUGCUUUUUUAUUAAGAUGCUCUUUAAGUUGCAUAUAUGUAUAUAUAAUUUGAUAUUCAAAAAUUUAAAGAGCAUAUACUAAUUAUCAAGCCUUUUGUCUAUUCAUUAGAUUUUUGAGUGUAGUCGAGUACUAAUAAAUCAAUGUGAGUUUGCCAUUUACUUCACUGAGAGAUCAAUUGCACUCUUAGAGUAAGCUAAACAAUUUAAAUUAUAUCAUAGUUAAAUUGACUUUGUCAUUGUAUACUUACUUAGAUGUAAGGUAGACCAGCAGCUCAAUCCAGUCCAUCAUUGGUACAGUACCUGGGGAGGUUUCCCAUAGGGAAUAACAAAGGUGAAUUCCCCCCCUCCCCCUGUCUGCAUAUCAAGCUGUUAAAGGGAAUGGAAGACCUGUGCAUGACUCCCAUAUCCCCAUGUAGGUCUCCCUGUCAUUUGUUCAGUCAAGGCAAUUGAAUUUGAACUUCAUUUUCCUUGACCUGAGAACUUGGACCUUGCUUUCCUUGGCUGAGCAGGGCCGGGUAGAGGAUCAGACAGGGGUCUAGAAUCAUGCAGGGGCCUCUCAUUCCCUUUAGUAGUGCAGGGAAUGCACUAUGCAAAGUGCCCAUGCAUACUUGGGGGGAGGGAGAGAAAGAUUUGGUUUAUGACCUCCAGGGAUCCUUCUGCAAACACUGUCCCUGUGUAUACUUGACUGAACCCUAAGUAUUCUGUGAUUCAGGUUCUCAAAUAAGGUGAACAAUUAUGCUAAAGAUCUUUAUUGGCUGAUAAAUUGUGGAUUCCAGCAUAAACUAGCAUUAGACCCAUUGUGGAUGAUUGUAGCAGAACACUGUAAAAUCUUCUACCUGUUUGCAAUUUCAAAUCAGCUACAGAAUGUCAAAUUACAUACAUCUGUGGAAAAUUUAAAUAGCUGGAUUGUGAAAAUGUUAGGACAAAUUACUUGAUAGAAAAUCUAAAUCUUUUCAGGUUAGUAGAUAUACCAUUUUAGACAACUACACUGUAAUUGAAAUAACAUUUUGAAAAUUAAAAUGUUGUAAAAGUU
This is a messenger RNA of Hemicordylus capensis (graceful crag lizard), 3641 nucleotides long. RefSeq names its product protein kinase C and casein kinase substrate in neurons 2 (gene PACSIN2). NCBI's taxonomy places the organism in Eukaryota, Metazoa, Chordata, Lepidosauria, Squamata, Cordylidae. Gene Ontology annotation, biological process: actin cytoskeleton organization; regulation of endocytosis; plasma membrane tubulation. Gene Ontology annotation, cellular component: endosome; plasma membrane; cytoplasm. Bases 281 to 1738 code for a protein of 485 amino acids. The transcript has 11 exons. Gene Ontology annotation, molecular function: phospholipid binding; protein binding. The record is from RefSeq and is a predicted model, not a curated record.